GGCAAGGCAAACCUCGGUGACAGUUGAGUGUCCGUAGCUGGGGUCGGGCCCUGAGUUGUUAGGUGGUGGCUGUUGUUGUUGUUUUUUUUUUGUUGUUUUUUUUUUAAUUUGAUUUUAGUUUAGUUUUUUUUGUAUUUUUGAUUUUUUUUGUACUACGGUCAGAGAAUUAUGUCGGCCGCGGAUCCCCCGGCCUCGAGUGACGGCGGGCCCGGCAGCAGAGGCGGACUCCCCGGCGGGGAGAGCAGCGACGGGCGUGACGGGCCGGGGGGCCGCGGCGGGGAGGGUGAACGGGACCGGGCCACGUUCGAAUGCAACAUUUGUUUGGACACCGCGAGGGACGCAGUCAUCAGUAUGUGCGGUCACUUGUUCUGCUGGCCCUGUCUUCAUCAAUGGUUGGAGACGCGGCCUAGCAGGCAACAGUGUCCUGUGUGUAAAGCGGGCAUCAGCAGAGAGAAAGUCAUCCCACUCUAUGGCAGAGGAAGCUCCAGCCAGGAGGACCCCAGGCUGAAAACUCCACCACGACCUCAGGGACAGAGAACAGAGCCAGAGAGCAGAGGCGGGCCUUUCCAAGGCUUUGGCGACACUGGCUUUCAUAUGUCUUUCGGGAUUGGUGCUUUCCCUUUCGGCUUCUUUACCACAGUCUUCAACACCAACGACCCGUUUCACAGAGCAGAUCAGUAUGCAGGUGAUCACCAAGGCAACGGCAAUGGCAACAACAACUGGCAGGAUUCCCUCUUCCUGUUUGUGGCCAUCUUCUUCUUUUUCUGGUUGCUGAGCGUGUGACGAGGUGGAUGACUCGUAAGGAUCGAUAGAACGGAUUGAUUGAUGGGUUGGAUGGAGGGAGAAACGCACAAACUCACAUACACUUACACACAGAUCCACACACACUCACACCAAGAACACUGUCGUCUUUUCAUAGCGGGUACUACUUCGGGGGAACAAGGCAGUGUUUUUAAAACAAAAAGUGAAAAAACGAAGGGCUGUUGUUUGCCCCCCCCCAAAUAGACUGUUGGAUGCCCUGUAGGAUGCUUUGUACCCUGACCUGCGAACAACCCCCCACCCACCCCCACCACCUACCCCGCUUCCUUGUACUGUUUGUGUUGAGACCCAGUUGGCAAAGGACAUGGUCCAGUUCACCAGUUACACUGUGUUGAAGCCUGAAAGUUGAGGGUCUGAAAGCGAAGUUUCUCCGUUUCUGUACCUGUAGUUACACACACACACACACACACACACACACAUACACACGAAAUAGACAGUGGGGUUUAAGGGGCUUGCUGUUGGGGUUCAGUGAUAGACAUGCAGGAUUCUGUGUUGAGGGGUUAAGGUAGAUUCAGUGUUACGUGAUGAGGGUGAGUCGUCACAACAUUUGAAAGCUGAGAUCGAUGGCCUCCUCUUUUUCUUACUGAGGAGCAUUGUGAAGCACUGUAGAGCAGAACUACAGGCAUGUGAUAAUUAAGGACAGUGACUCGCUUUGAUUGUUUUGGAAAUCUCAUGGUCCCCCAUAUGAGAUGCCGGUUUUUAUCCGUUAUAUAGAUGAGUCAAACGGUGGAAUGUUGAGUGAAGGUGGAUUAGCGGGUGGGUCGGUAGGCGGGUUAGAGGAACAUCUAAUUCCAGGUGAGACAUGUUGUCAUUGCUAUAACAACUGCGUUUCUUUCUCUGAAAGGCCAAAGAGUAGCAGAUCAGUCAUUUAGGAUCUCGGGAAAGGGGGACGGGUAAUAAUAAUUGGAUUAUAAUCCUGUUUACAACUUUGUUUAAUGAAACAAGCAAAUCCUCCUAAAAUUCCAAACACACAAGGUUAUGACUUCAACAGUUGUUAAAGCAAAUGGAUAGAUGGAAACGGUAAAAGGCUGUUCCACUUUUUACAUAUAUUUGUCUUAAAAAAAAAUGCCAUCGCACUGUGAAGUCAUUUCUGGGCGGAUCUGUCAUAAUAUAGACUGGAAGGGUGUACCUUGGUUGAACCACUACUUGGUCCUUGUUGCUCUCCCCACGAUACUUUUGAUCUAACAAUACUAACGCUGUCCUAUGAGGGGUAACGAGCAAGAAUGGGGUACUGCAAGGCCAGAUUGGGAGCAUUUUUCAGUGGCUGUUUUAUGUGCUCUGUGCAGAUCACAAGUUGUCAGCAUAAGUAAAUGUCUAAUGUCUACACAUGACAAGAGUGCAGCAACAGUGUCUCGUCUGUAGGGAGUCCCACUAUCAGGCAGGCAUUAUUUUGGCUUAGCACAGUGGCAAGACAGGAUGCUUACACAUAAUACAAUAAUAAUAAGCUACACAUAAUAGCAGCAAGCAGAGUGGAUGCAGUGUUUGUGACAGUGGGGAGAAGUCUUAAUUCCAUAAUGGAAAACGAUGUAGUGGUCAACAAUUAGGUACCUAUGCCAGUGGAAUAUGAAAUAUUAUCGAACACGCUCAUUACAACUGAUAAUCUUUCCCUGAUAGGAUGUAUCUGUUUGUCGUGUCUGUCUGUCUGUGGGUGAGUGUGUGUUUAUGUGUCUGUUGGUGAUUGUGUGUGCGUGUGUGUUGUGUAGUUAUGUAUGUACAUAUAUUUGUAUAUAUGAAUAUUGUAAAUGUUUUUAUGUGUAUCUGAAUGGUUGAGCAGCCUUUGGGGGUGAGAGAGAACACACAACCAUGUGCAAAACAGCACGCGAUGUGAUUCUCAUGCGAGCAGCGAUCCAACAAGUUCCCCAGUGUGCUCGGUUGUCUUCAUGCCCUUCCUUAUGCUCAGAUAAAGGCUCAUGGCAGAAGUUUAUUGCUCUUCCUCUGGCAACGUCAGGCCAACACAGUUUUCUCCUAUACAGCAUGGUUAAAUAAACAUUUUGAGAACAAAGAACCUUGUUCUUCCCUGCCAAUGUGAUUCGAGAAACUACGGUAAGAAAUAUUUGUUUGGCCCAUUUGUCUUGCUUUAACCUAUGCAGAAUACAGACUUUGGUUUUUCUUGUGGUACGAUCCUUUUGAUGCAGUUGAGCCACUUGGAGGCAAAUGAAAUUCGUCACUCAAAAGAUGUACCGUUUAUUCUAGAUUAUAGCACCCUUUAGUUUCAUGACUCCUUUAUGACAGCUGUGAAGCACAUCAAGUUGCUCCAAAUAUAGAGGGCCAGAUUAAAACAUAUAUUCGGCCUGGUCUUUGUGAAAUCACUGAUGGGGAGAUUCUCAGUUUGGGGAAAAACGUAUUUCAGUCUUUGACUGGGAUAAACCUUUGUCUGGCUAAAAGUGUCAACUGUCUAUUUAGCACUUUAUCAAAAAUCCUCCCAUAAAGAUAAGAGAUGGAGAUGGGUUAAAAGGAGGCCGCCUAUGGGAAGGGAAGGACGGUUGACAGGGCUUGUCAUUUCUUGUAUACCACAAGCGUCACAUGAUUGGCUUAUAUAAUAUGAGGCUUUUGUGACACUGGAACAGGUGAUGGAAGUCACAAGUGUGUGUCUUUGGCAGACUAAACAUGGAGACAUUGUGCAAAACCAAAUGGUCCAGGAGAUUGAAACUGUGGAAUUGAGAUGUUUUCCUGCAUUCUGAAUAAAUA
Molecule: messenger RNA, 3507 nt
Organism: Lampris incognitus (smalleye Pacific opah)
Lineage: Eukaryota; Metazoa; Chordata; Actinopteri; Lampriformes; Lampridae
Gene: rnf5
Product: ring finger protein 5
Exons: 6
Coding region: 169-783 (204 amino acids)
Biological process (GO): ubiquitin-dependent protein catabolic process
Cellular component (GO): endoplasmic reticulum
Molecular function (GO): ubiquitin protein ligase activity; ubiquitin-like protein conjugating enzyme binding; metal ion binding
Source: RefSeq, a predicted model, not a curated record